ACGGCGGUAGCGAUGGUGAUCCCGGCGACUCCGAGAACCUCGAGGAGUUGAAGUAUGAUCCAGCCGACGACCGCUACCCCCGCGGGCUAGAAGGGAAGAAACUCCUCUGGGGUGCCUCGAACGCUGGCCCGCUGCGCCAUGGGCUUCAGAGUGGCCGCACGCGGAAGUAGACCCGGGAGAUGCAAGGUGCCGGGGAGAUGCCGGGGCCCGGAGAAACACCGGACCCGGAAGAGGCAUUGCUGGCGACCAUCCUUGAAACUGGCGGGACAGGGAUUGUUGAGGGCUACAUCUGCAACUCGCGAUGUGAAGGAGCAGUGGGACGAGGAGCAGACACGCCGUAUGGAGAUAUGUACAGGCGCGAGAUGCAGGAGGUGUUGGGCCCGGAACAGCAGGCGUUCGGGGCCGAUGUCGACGCCAGCGGGUCUUCGCAACCACUCCCAGACCCACAGCUAAGUAUGACCUCGCCAAUCGGGCAGAAGCCGAGUGAUGUGGAAGCAGUACCGAUGACGUACAAGGAUGUGAUGUGUUCCAAGUGCAAGGUUUUCUGGGAGGCGGCCAUGAAGAAAGAGAUAGAUGGCCACGACAAGACUGGAACCUUUACCAAGGUCAAGGAGCUGCCCGAGGGGCGGAAGGCCAUAGGUUCAAAGUGGGUGUUCUCUUGGAAGACGAAUGAGAAGGGCCUGAUAGUCGACUUCAAGGCCCGUAUGGUUGCGCGGGGUUUCUCUCAAAUCCACGGCAUUGACUUCCACCACUCAUUCUCAGCGUGCCCGUCUGCAGCGUCUAUCAAGACGGUGAUUGCCGUAGCCACUGAAAAGGGCAAGAACCUCGCUCACUGGGAUGUGAAGCAAGCGUACACCCACGCUAAGCUAAAAGAAGAAAUAUACCUCAGGUUCCCGGAAGGCUGUGGUUGCAUGUCCGGCAAGGUGGUCAAGGUUGAGCGUGCCCUGUAUGGCCUAAAGCACAGUGACCGUGAGUGGGGGUUUGAAGCUGUUGAUGCCCUCAUCGAGAAUGGAUGCGAGCAGUGCAGGGUUGACCCGCGUGUCUUCCGGAAGGUGGUGGAUGGAGAGGUCGUAGGUCUCAUCGUGAUCUACGUUGAUGACAUCGUCGUGGCGGCAGACGAGGGAGAGCGAGAGGAGUUGUUCCCUUCCCUCAACAAGAAGUUUCAGGUGACAAAUCUGGGGGAGUGUACCUGGUACGACGGGUGUGCUAUCGCCAUGGAUGUAGAAAAUGGCAUCACCCAGCUGUCCCAGACAGCGUACAUUGAGAGUAUGCUGAAGCGGUUUGAUGUGACCACGACCGCUUUCACCCUUGCUGCCACCGAUGCCGACCUAGGGCCGAAGAGAGAUGACGAGCCCGCGGUGGAUAAGCCUGUGAGGGAGGCGAUCGGAUGCCUGAUGUAGACGAAGCUGACGAGGCCAGACAUCGCCCUGCCUCUGAACGAGCUCCAGAAGAUCGCCAACUCACCCACUGGGAGGAUAUGGAACGCGCUUGUGCGGAUCAUGUCCUACCUGAACUUCACGAAGGACUUCGGCAUCACCUACGUACGGGGGUCAGGACUAGACCUAAGCGUGUUUGUCGAUGCCAGCUACGCUGACAACGAAGUAGACAGGCGUUCUACGACCAGGCUAGCAGUGACCGUAGGCGUUGUUUGUGCGUGGCGUUCUGUCGUUCAUAGCGCCCGAGACGAGUGGGGCGAAGAUUAAGGUCCUUGAGGANUUU
This is a messenger RNA of Ectocarpus sp. CCAP 1310/34, 1719 nucleotides long. NCBI's taxonomy places the organism in Eukaryota, Phaeophyceae, Ectocarpales, Ectocarpaceae. The record is from the annotation of a GenBank genome assembly.